UGAGCUGAAUCCCAUUAAUUUUUCACUGUGUAGCAUUGCAUUGAGAAACUAGAAAACGCGUGAAAUUAAAUUUUCAACUUUCAAGUGCUAUAAAUAUAUGUUACCCUCAUACGUAUCGUUCAUGCAAACAAACUGUCCAGCAUAUAUCAAGGAAAUUUUCACAUGAAAGGAUGAAGAUUGAAGAGUGAAGACCCAAUCUACAAUCACAUACACACAUUCUUAUUCUCACUCCUCUUUAUAUAAAUUUCAUCCACAACUUAAAAAUCAACCAACAUUCUCAACCUUCUUUCAUCUUUCUCACUCUUUCAAACAAAACAACAUUAAUAUGAUGAACAAACCACUCAACCUUAUCUGUUUCUUUUUCCUCUUCUCAUCUAUCACUGUUAUUUCCGCCGGAGAUGAUGUCGCCGGAGACAAAAAUCCGUUCACACCAAAAGCAUUUCUGAAUCGGUAUUGGGACAAAGAGAUCCGCAACGGUUUACCGAAACCGUCAUUUCUGUUUUCCAAGGCUUCACCGCUAUCCACCGUGGAAGCAGCGACGUUCGCGAAGCUAGCUUCCGGCAACGUGUUAUCCACGCGCCUGCCGGAAUUUUGCUCAGCCGCGAACCUACUCUGCUUGCCGGAAGUAGCCCAGAGUCUCGAAAAGCACGGAGAUGAUGUAAAUUUCGCCAUUUACAGAGACAAGAACUUCACCAACUACGGAACGGAUCGACCCGGUGGAUUUGACUCGUUCAAAAACUACUCCGACGGUGAAAACGUUCUGGUGAACGAUUUCCGUCGCUACAGCCGAAACUCCGCCGGCCAUAAAGAAACCUUCACCAGCUACGCUACCAACGCCAACGUCGCCGAUCAAAGCUUCCACACUUACGGCGCCGGAGCCACCGGCGGCGGCGGCGAGUUCAAAACAUACACAACUGAAACCAACGUUCCAAACGAAGUUUUCACUUCUUACUCCGAUAGCGCCAACGGAAGAACACAAUCCUUCAACUCUUACACAGAAAACGGUAACAGCGGUCAACAAUCUUUCACUUCCUACGGUAAAAACGGUAAUGGCCCCACUGAAGAAUUCACCAGCUACGGAACAAGCUCCAACACUGCUGGAUCGGGUUUUUCAAACUACGCCGAAACCUCAAACGCCGGUAACGACAGUUUCAAAAGUUACGGCGUAGAUAUGAAUAACCCGACAAACAGUUUCUCUAACUAUGCUAACGGUGGUAACGGUGCAACUCAAACGUUUUCAACUUACCGUGAAAAAUCCAACGUUGGUGCUGAUUCUUUUACUAGCUAUGCAAAAACCGCAAAUGCUGCGAAAAUUGGUUUUGAUAACUAUGGAAAAUCUUUCAAUGAUGGAACUGAUACAUUCACAAGCUAUGCUAAAACAUCAACCGGUGAAACAAAGGUUGGUUUUAAAGGCUAUGGUGUUAAAAAUGAUUUCAAAGAGUAUUCGAAGGAAGGUGUUUCUUUUGCAAAGUACACAAACGUGAGUUCGAGUUUAAGUGCUUCUGUGAAAGUGAACAAAAAUGCUGCGAGUGGUAGUUUGGUAAAAAAAUGGGUUGAGCCUGGUAAGUUUUUUAGAGAGAAAAUGUUGAAAGAAGGUACGGUAAUGCCUAUGCCUGAUAUUAGAGAUAAAUUACCUAAAAGGUCGUUUUUACCCCGGAGUAUUCUUGCGAAAUUACCGUUUUCUACAUCCAAGAUUGAUGAGAUGAAGGGGCUAUUCAAGGCUUCGGAUAAUGGUUCAAUGGAAAAGAUGAUGAGGGAUUCAUUGGGUGAUUGUGAGAGAGUUCCGGCUAAAGGUGAGACAAAAAGAUGUGUUGGGUCUAUUGAGGAUAUGAUCGACUUUGCAACUUCGGUUUUGGGUCGAAAUGUGGUGGUUCGGACUACUGAGAAUGUAAAUGGGUCGAAGAAGGAUGUUAUGGUGGGUCGGGUUAAUGGGAUUAAUGGCGGGAAAGUGACCCGGUCUGUUUCGUGUCAUCAGAGUUUGUUUCCGUAUUUGCUUUAUUAUUGUCACUCGGUUCCUAAGGUUCGGGUUUAUCAAGCGGAGCUACUUGACCCGAAGAGUAAAGAUAAGAUCAAUCAAGGGGUUGCUGUUUGUCAUUUGGAUACUUCUGAUUGGAGUCCAACUCAUGGUGCUUUUAUGUCUCUUGGGUCGGGUCCGGGUCGGAUUGAGGUUUGUCAUUGGAUUUUUGAGAAUGAUUUGUCAUGGACAGUUGCUGAUUAAGAAGCUUGGGAAGAAUGAGAAAAAAUUGAAUGGUGCAAUAGAUAAAAAUCAAAACUGGUUCUUUUUUGCUGCUAAAAAAACCAGCAGUUAGAAGAACUCUUUUGAAUUUUAAGUUUAAGUAAUGUCAUUUUUUAUUUUUCAAUUUUUAGUUUGAUAGAAAAAUUAAGGUAUGGUAUAUUAUAAUAUAUUUAUAUUAUAAGAUUAUUAUUAAUUGUAAGUGUUUAUGGUUUGCUUGUUUCCCUAAUAAUGGGAAGCAAUGAAUCAAGUUGAGAACAAUGCAAAGCAAUGAAUCAUCAAGUUAAUUAAACUUGUCACUUGUCA
This is a messenger RNA of Medicago truncatula (barrel medic), 2539 nucleotides long. RefSeq names its product polygalacturonase 1 beta-like protein 3. Bases 326 to 2218 code for a protein of 630 amino acids. Lineage: Eukaryota; Viridiplantae; Streptophyta; Magnoliopsida; Fabales; Fabaceae. The record is from RefSeq and is a predicted model, not a curated record. The transcript has 3 exons.